Myzus persicae (green peach aphid) is the source of this 729-nucleotide messenger RNA. RefSeq lists its product as uncharacterized. The record is from RefSeq and is a predicted model, not a curated record. The transcript is spliced from 2 exons. The annotation marks the transcript as partial. NCBI's taxonomy places the organism in Eukaryota, Metazoa, Arthropoda, Insecta, Hemiptera, Aphididae.
CUUCGACGGAACAAUGAAUCAAAUAACGAAUUUUCUGUUCCUCUGGAAAGCUGCAAAUACUACGUACUUCUAGUCUACGAUGUGAAAGACAUACAGAAUGUUGAGAUGAAUGAAAGAUUUAAGCACGCCGUGUUAUGCGAACGAGUGUGGCUUUCCAAUAAAGAUCAAAGGUUAAUCGAUUUUAUUGAUACGGCAUUUGAAGUGAUCGGGGAACGUUUUGCAAACGACUCAAGACGUAAAGUUUAUCGUUACUAGGGAUAUAUAGACGUGGAUGCGAAUAAGAGUAAAAACUCCAACUGUGCUCAAGUAUAAAUAGCAAUAUAAAGUAUGAUGGGAGGCUACGCAUCUACAAACAUAAUUAAUUUAUUAUUUUUUCAACAUUAAUUGUAUGGUGUAGGAGUUAAAUGUUAUAAAUUAUAUUCGUAUUAUACACGUUUAAUAACACAACUAUUUAACCGAUAUUGUAAAUCGGAAGAUAGCGAAUUUAUAUCUAUUAUUUAUAUUAUAUACUUACUCAAAUAUUAGAUACACUUAAUAUUAUCGAAACAUAACGAUUUUAUAUCUUAUUUAUAUUAUGUACUUAUUCAAAUGUUACUUACACUUUAUAUUAUAUAAUAUAAUACAAUUAUUGUUUAGGAAAAGUCAAAAGUACUGAAACAUAAGUUACUUACUUGUAUGAAAAUAUUAUAUGAAUUACAUGUCAUAAAAUAUAUUAAAUUUUAACUACAA